AUGAUAAAUUUCAUUUUCUUUUAUUUUCAUUAUUUUGUUAUUCACAAACACAUUCACUUCUUAAACUCAUUGUUGAUAGAUGUUGUGACGUUUUUAUUGAUAUUCUUUACUCAUUCUUCUUUAAAUUCAAAAAAAAAACAGUUUAUACCAUUUGAAAUUGUUUUUCAUGUAUUAUUCACUGUUUUAGAUUUGUUAUUUAAUGUUAGCAGAACAGAUAUUACGGUUAAACUUCUAUAUAUUCACAUAGUCCUUUUUAUUGACAUUGUGUUGUUAAAAUCAUAUAUUUCAUUGAAACAAAUUUAUUAUUUAGUUGAAAUACCCCAUAUAAACGAAGAAAUAACUAAAACAGGAUUAAAAAUAACAUAG
Messenger RNA from Entamoeba dispar SAW760, 366 nucleotides. RefSeq lists its product as uncharacterized. The transcript has 3 exons. The coding region runs from base 1 to 366 and encodes 121 amino acids. The record is from RefSeq and is a predicted model, not a curated record. Lineage: Eukaryota; Evosea; Mastigamoebida; Endamoebidae.